CACGGAUCCAUCCGGCUGGUCCAGGCACCACUGGCGCCCCUCUGUGGCGAUUUCCCAAUCCCACUAUCCGAAGCCACAAGUCAGAAGCCGCUGUAGAACGCUUAGCCAAACUCUAGACUCGAAGGGACGUAAGGCGCAGCUACCUGCCGCGCAGGCGCGAAGCCCUGCUUUCUUCACAAAGACCGAGGGAGGAGGGGUCAGCGCAAACCGUCGGUGUCUCCCAGAAACAACGUUAUCAUCUCGCCUCCAGGCAUACGGAACGCAGCGCAACGCAUGCGCCUUGAAGACUUUCAGAACUUAUUUCACCUUCGGGGCGGCGGUGACGUGAUGACGUCAAGGAACGGAAGCCGGGAGGGAACUAGGGCGGAAGGGGACCAGGGCCAGGCUUGUGUUCAGAGCCUUACCGGGGCUGGGGUUCCGAUGUGGUCCCCGGAGCGGGAGGCCGAGGCCCCUACCGGGGGAGACCCGGCGGGCCUACUGCCCCCCGAGUGGGAGGAGGACGAGGAGCGCAUGUCCUUCCUGUUCUCCGCUUUCAAGAGGAGUCGCGAGGUGAACAGCACCGACUGGGACAGCAAGAUGGGCUUCUGGGCGCCGUUGGUACUGAGCCACAGCCGCCGCCAGGGGGUGGUGCGCCUGCGUCUGCGGGACUUGCAGGAGGCCUUUCAGCGCAAGGGGAGCGUCCCGCUGGGGCUGGCCACGGUGCUGCAGGACCUGCUGCGUCGAGGAGAGCUGCAGCGGGAGUCAGACUUCAUGGCCAGUGUAGACAGCAGCUGGAUCUCCUGGGGGGUCGGGGUCUUCCUGCUGAAGCCUCUCAAGUGGACUCUUUCUAACAUGCUGGGAGAUAAUAAGGUUCCAGCCGAGGAGGUCCUUGUGGCUGUGGAGCUGCUGAAGGAAAAGGCUGAGGAGGUGUAUCGUCUGUAUCAGAACUCGCCCCUCUCCUCCCACCCCGUGGUGGCCCUGUCAGAGCUCAGCACCCUCUGUGCUAACUCCUGCCCAGAUGAGAGGACCUUCUACUUGGUGUUGCUGCAGCUGCAGAAGGAGAAGAGGGUCACAGUCCUCGAGCAGAACGGGGAGAAGAUUGUGAAGUUUGCUCGGGGGCCACAUGCCAAGGUCUCCCCAGUCAACGACGUAGAUGUUGGGGUGUACCAACUGAUGCAGAGCGAACAGCUUCUCUCACGUAAAGUGGAGUCCUUAUCCCAGGAAGCAGAGAGGUGUAAAGAAGAAGCCCGCCGGGCAUGCCGAGCAGGAAAAAAGCAGCUGGCACUCAGGUCUCUCAAGGCCAAGCAACGGACAGAGAAGCGCAUCGAGGCCCUGCAUGCCAAGCUGGACACUGUUCAAGGCAUCCUGGACCGGAUCUAUGCCUCCCAGACAGAUCAAAUGGUCUUUAAUGCCUACCAGGCUGGGGUAGGAGCACUCAAACUCUCCAUGAAGGAUGUCACAGUGGAGAAGGCAGAGAGCCUCGUGGAUCAGAUCCAAGAGCUCUGUGACACCCAGGAUGAAGUUUCUCAGACUCUGGCUGGUGGGGUAACCAAUGGCUUAGAUUUUGACAGUGAAGAACUGGAGAAGGAAUUGGACAUCCUUCUUCAGGAUACCACCAAAGAACCUUUGGAUCUGCCUGACACCCGCCGUGAUAGGCAUUUUACCAACAGUGUGCCUAACCCUAGGAUCUCAGAUGCUGAACUUGAAGCUGAACUUGAGAAACUGUCCUUAUCAGAGGGAGGUUUGGUCCCAAGCAGUAAAUCUCCGAGAAGGCAAUUGGAACCGACUCUAAAGCCAUUGUAGGACCCUCCAGUGAAGGACCCUCAUGUAAAAGAGAGACCAGGCUUGUUGAGUGUGUACAUAGUUAUUUAAACAAGAAACUCUGAGAAUGUGUUUGGAAGAGGAGGAAGGAGAGCCACUGAUUAAUCUGGAUGCUCCUAUUACUACAGGACAGAUAGAAUUUCUGGAAGGGAUGCUCCACAGGCUUGCUCCCAGCUGUGUCCUGGACCUGCCUUCUCAUCUUUCUAGUGCCACGAUUUAUACAGUCCUGUGUCUGACCUGUCAUUUCCUAGCCCGCAGUUCUUGCCAUUGGCACAGUUAGGUUUGUCUUCACCCACCAGCUUUGUUUCCAGCCCAUGAAGGGGAAAGAUUUGCAGCUUUGCCAAAUCCAAAUCAGUUCCCCCUUCCCCCCCGCGGUUUUUCAGAGGGGUUUAUCUUGUCGCUAAUGUCAGUUAAAUAACGUAUUCCUGUCCCACUUGAUUUUCACUGGUAAGAGAAGAAUGAGAAUGAAACACUUCGAGGUUUGAUUUGAGGGGACUUAGCUGUCAUUUUGUGGAGGAACAUAGAGUGUAAAAGGUUUUUCUCUAGGAUCAUUUGUCAGAAUUCUCCAGGUGUUCAGGGCAAGAGGUCUCCCCGGGUGGCCCAGAGUCGUGACAGUCCAGAGGGGCUGGCGUGUUUGGUGGGCGCCGCCUCCUCAUCAGAUGAAGCAGGAGGUACGCCGGUGGAGAAAGGCUUCUUCUGCGCCUUCUGCACUCGCGUGGGAAGUGGCCCAGUGACUGCAGGACCCUGAGAUGUCCAAGCCCCUCAUGCUUUUCUAAAGAGGCUAAAUUGUUGCCUUGGCCCCAUCAUGGAGUAACUUAAAUUAAAAAUACGUAUCUACCAGAACAAGCCACACAACAACACACCUCCCCUCCUUGAGCCUGGCAUGCAGCACCGGGCUCUUUGAAUUUGGAAAGCGUUUCAUUUUGUGGCCCACUGCUCGAGGCAGCGGGGCUGAGCCAGGAUGUGCAAUAGAAGCAGGGGCUGUGCCCUCUGCCAGAUCCACUGGGUGCUGCCUGGGCCACCCGUGCACCUGUCCUGCCUCCUGCAGUCCCCGCUCCCUGCCUCUUGAGGGACUGGGCAGGGCAGGGUGGGGGGACAGACGGGAAAGGGUCUGAAUGCUCUGGCAAUGGUGAGAAGAAAUGACAGCCACUCUGCUGCCCAGCCACCAGGAUUUCUGCCUGGAGCCCUUUGCCCUGUCCCUGCUGCCUGAGGUGGAGUAGAGCAGAGGAGAAGAAUUUGCUCCAGGCCAGGAGCACAAAUCAUUGUUCAAUGAAUUUCUCUCCCACUCGACCUUGGUAAAUGGAAAUGUUGGGGGUGAAGAGAAACAAUCACUAUUUUUUUUUCUUUUUUUAAUCUGGUAAAUAAUUAAAAGAAAAAACUGGAACACUU
Sapajus apella (tufted capuchin) is the source of this 3189-nucleotide messenger RNA. It is a transcript of the gene CHMP7, whose product is annotated as charged multivesicular body protein 7. The transcript has 10 exons. NCBI's taxonomy places the organism in Eukaryota, Metazoa, Chordata, Mammalia, Primates, Cebidae. Bases 274 to 1782 code for a protein of 502 amino acids. Gene Ontology annotation, biological process: late endosome to vacuole transport via multivesicular body sorting pathway; vesicle budding from membrane. The record is from RefSeq and is a predicted model, not a curated record. Gene Ontology annotation, cellular component: multivesicular body; ESCRT III complex; cytoplasmic side of plasma membrane.